Messenger RNA from Fomitiporia mediterranea MF3/22, 996 nucleotides. Its product is annotated as Mob1/phocein. Gene Ontology annotation, cellular component: cytoplasm. The record is from RefSeq and is a predicted model, not a curated record. The transcript has 4 exons. The coding region runs from base 1 to 996 and encodes 331 amino acids. Lineage: Eukaryota; Fungi; Basidiomycota; Agaricomycetes; Hymenochaetales; Hymenochaetaceae.
AUGGUUGUUGCAACUCGUCCUCUUCGCGGUUCGCGCCUUGCCUCGUUUUUCCCGUCCGUACCUGCUGAAGGUCCAUCUCUGUCCGACCUCGACAGCGCGUUUCAGCUUCAGGAAUAUAUUGCACUCCUUAUUCGUAAAAACCCUCAUGAUGUUGAUACCAUUGUCUCGCUUCCUGAACGCGUCAAGAUGUCCGGAAAGGAAGACGAUAAAUCGGACAUGUCGCAGGACAAAGGCGACGUUGUCGUCGACGAGGCCUGUUGGAUUUAUGAGCAGCUUCGGCGACUCGCUCAGGACCUGACACAUCCCUUAAUUACUCUACUUCAACAAGAAUGCUCUCGCGCGUCGUGUCCAGAGAUGAAGGCCGGAGAAUGGCUUUAUCUGUGUGUUGCACAUGGAAAUGAUGGUGCAAUGGAGCAAUGUUGUGCUAUAGACUAUAUCAUCCAUACAUUGGACAGUGCAACUGCUCUUCUCAACUCUCCCCGUGCAUUCCCAUCUCGAAUUUCCAUCCCACAACCAUCAGUACGGCAUUUCUCCUCUCUAGCGCGCCGGUUGGGACGUAUUUUCGCACAUGCGUAUUUUCACCAUCGGGAGGCUUUCGAAUCUGCAGAGGCAGAGAACUCACUUUACGCCCGUUUCUUGGCGCUCACUUCACGCUUUGAACUCGUCCCACCAGAGUUCCUCGUCAUCCCUCCACGCAUGACCAAUACAGAUGCAUCGUCUACAUCCCCUGCAGAAGCGGAACCACCACGCCUUCUUGGUGCCGCUCUCAAUCCACAACCUCCAAGUCCUGAGAGAUCUGGCCUUGCGGGUUACGAAAGUCCGCGCAAGGUUGGUCGCAACCGAACUGAUACCAUGGUGUUCAGUGAGGCAGAAGCGUAUAGCGAAGCGCUGCGUGGUAACACCGGCUCUCCUCCCGACCCAGGAUCUUCUGACACUUCCGAGCAUAGAGUCCACCAGGGAUUAAAUCUCGAUACAGCGGAAAGUGAGACUACGUAG